Molecule: messenger RNA, 1536 nt
Organism: Paramecium tetraurelia
Lineage: Eukaryota; Ciliophora; Oligohymenophorea; Peniculida; Parameciidae
Exons: 1
Biological process (GO): protein phosphorylation
Cellular component (GO): myosin complex
Molecular function (GO): cytoskeletal motor activity; protein kinase activity; ATP binding
Source: RefSeq, a predicted model, not a curated record
AUGCAUUAGGAACAUAUGAAAAUGAAUAUUUUGAAAUAAAUAAAAGUGGAUACAAAUGACGUUUAUCAUUUGGAUGCAGAAAAGUAUUUUAAGAAAUAAUGCACAUCCUUAGAAAUGAUGCUCAUAUCUCGAAUGAUUACGAAAAUCAAUAAGAGGAAUAAUGAAUAGUUGAGAAUGAUCGCAAUAUCUAAUGAGUUUGUGUAUAACAUAGACAAGAAAUCAAUUAAAAGAAAGAUAGCAAUUAACAAAAUAUUUGGAGUCACAAUAUCAAAAAAGAGUCCAGAGUUUAUUAUACAUGUACCUACAGAAUCUGAUUUAUUGUACAAAUCAUAAGAGAAUAGAGAUGUAUUAGUAUUUUACUUAGCAAUUGCCUUGAAAAUGCACAAUAUAGAUAGCAUCAGAAUAUAUUUUGUAGAAGAUGAGGUCUUACAGCCAUACUGUAUGCAUCAUCAAACUCCUGAUAAAUCAAAGUAAACUAGUUUGCAUCCGAAAUGUUAAAUUAGCACAUUGCACCCUGAGAAUUUCCAAUUAAAUUAUAUCAAUAUUAUGAAUAAGAGUAAGGGAACUGCAAAUGAAGUGAUGGUGCUGUUUGCCAAUGACCCACUCAGAUUGCGAGUCAAAUUAGAGGAGUAUUAGAAAUCAGUAGUCUUAGCUUCAGGAUCUUUGAGCAAGAUCUACUUAUUGCACAAUAAAUACGAAAAAUAAUAACAAUUCUCAGUGCUGAAAAGUGUUCCCAUCAAUUCAGUCGACAUCGACUUGUUGGAGCUGUUUCUCAAGAAUUAUGAGAAAUUGCCAUUCAUAGAGGAAUUGGAGCUGUGUUUGCUCUACAAUGGUAAUGUAAAUUUAAUAUUCAAAUUGGUGAAGGGAGGAGACCUCUAUUAACACUUGAAGGAGAUCAACAAUUUCCAAGAAUAAUAAGUAAAAUAAAUAGUUGCAUAAGUAGCAAUAGCUUUGUCAGAUCUACAUGAGAGGGGAAUAAUAUUUGGAGAUUUGAAACCUGAGAAUAUUUUGAUUGACGAAAGAGGGUAUGUAUGUUUAACUGACUUCGGAUAUGGCAAAUUGAGAAUGUACUAGGAAUUCAAGAAAACUUAAGCCAUCAAUUUCACUAUUGAAUAUUCAUCCCCAGAAUACAUCAAGAAUGGGGAACUAACUAGAAUGUCAGAUUGGUAUAGUUUGGGCAUUCUAAUUUAUGAAUUGUUGGUAGGCAUAACACCAUUCUAUCACAACAAUUUCGACAUAGCCUUGAAGCUCAUUCUCAAAGGUGAAGUGCAUUUCCCCAGAAAUAUAGUUUGUUCAUCAUAAUGUAAGGACAUCAUCUAAAAAUUGAUAAAUCAUGAUAGUACACAUCGAUUGGGAUUUCUCAUGGAUUUUAAGGAAUUGCAAAGUCAUCCUUGGUUUCACGACAUUUCUUGGGAGGAUUUGGCCUAGAAAAAAUAUGAUACUCUUGCAUACAUACCAUAAUUCAAUGAGAUAUCACAAAUAUCAGAUAGAUAUUUUACUAUGGAAUAAUUAAACGAAGAUGAAAGAAGUUGGUGA